Molecule: messenger RNA, 2745 nt
Organism: Chara braunii
Lineage: Eukaryota; Viridiplantae; Streptophyta; Charophyceae; Charales; Characeae
Source: the annotation of a GenBank genome assembly
CCAGAAACGAAGCAGCAGUGUAAUUGGGACUUGGUCCCAGGUGUUCCAGAAGCGACGAAGAGCGCCCAUUGUGAAGAGUAGGGAAGGUGCACUGCACGCGAGAGGUAGCGCGGGAGGAGUCAUAAGCCAGCGAGAGCGGAAGCAGCAGUGUAGUGAUAAAUGAUGAAGUAGUGAGUGCGCGGAGGCGAAACAUUUCGAACGAAACGUGAGAACGAUGUGUGAUGGUGAUUGAUCGCAACGAGUAGGAGCGGAGUGGUGUGAAGUGCGACGAGCCUCACCUUACCACCGUUCGAGGCUGUGUGCAGUAGCGGACCUAUAACGGUAUCAUCCUCGAGAUUUACAGGAGUGAAGGACUACUGGUGGUCAGAACUUCGUCGAAGGCCAUCGGAGCGGAGAUUAGCGAGGGACGGGACUCAAACUGUGUGGACUGCAGCGGCGCGAAAGCGAGUUGGCGCGCAGUCAAACGUAUAUCUCGUGCAGUCUAGCUGACGAGGAUUCGCGGUGGUGAUCGUGAACAGGUGGUAGGGAGCGAGAGAGCGAGGAAGGAAGGCGCUUAAUCAGGAGCUGGUAGCUAUGUCGGUCUGGGUGUGGCACGGUGUCUCUGUGUCAGUGUCUGAGAGUGUGAGAGACAGAGAGAGGGGGAGAGAGAGAGAGAGAGAGAGAGAGAGAGAGAGAGAGAGAGAGAGAGAGAUGGCGACGUUUUCCGGAACGCGGUUGGAGUCGAUCAACUAUGCAGCUCUGUUCCAGUUCAAUCACCUGUCGCCGAAGAUUCAGGGGCACUUAAGGCGUGUGUACCAGACUUUGGCGCUCGUGGUACUUUUCGCUGCGGCUGGAGCGUACGCGCACAUUUUGUAUGGCUUAGGCGGGCUGUCGACCCAUCUAGGGUUCAUAGGCUGCACCAUAGCCUUAGCUUUGACCCCUCGCGAAGAGGAAGGAAAGAGAUGGUCGAUCUUGAUGGGCUGCGGGUUCUUACAAGGCUGUUCGCUUGGUGAGCUUGUGGAGUAUGUCCUACACGUCGACCCGUCAAUCGUAGGCGUGGCUUUUGCAGGAGCACUGGCGGUCUUCGUCUGCUUCUCUGCUAGCGCGGCUAUGGCGUCACGGCGGUCCUUCUUGUACCUUGGUGGUGUGCUGUCUUCAGCUUUGAGCAUGAUGUUCACCAUGACCCUCGCCGGAUGGUUGUUCGGGGCAUCCAGGUUCGUGUUCAAUCUGGAAGUAUAUGUUGGUCUGCUGAUUUUCUGCGGCUUCAUUCUGUUCGAUACGCAGCUUAUCAUCGAGAAGGCGGCGGGAGGUGACACGGAUUACAUCACCCACGCUCUCGACCUGUUCGUCGAUUUCGUGGCCAUCUUCGUCCGCCUGUUGAUCGUGUUGUUGCAGAAGAACGAAGACAAAGAGAGGCGGGAAAGGAGGAGAAAAGAUAGGCGGUAGGGGAGUAUAUAGUCGAUGCUACAAUGCUAUUAACUACGAUAACUAUUGGAUAGACUUUAACUACUAGCGAGAGAGAGAGAGAGGGAGAGGAAGCGCGAAGUAGAGGUGAGGCAGUGGCCGCUGUCUCUGCGGCGAUAUCCUCCUCGGUCAUGAAUCAGGGUUGGGAGAGGAAACGCGAACAAUAGAUCAGGUACCGGCUGCAGCGUCUGAUAUCUGACAUCUGACAUCUGACAUCCUGCUCCGUUAUGGAUGGAGGAGGAAUAUCUGGGCACUGAAGUUGGUGGAGAGUCGGAGACCAUGGGGAGGCAGGAGAGAGGAGUAGAAAGCAGUGCAAAAUCCCCCGUUGUUGUGGUUCUUGUUCCUCGUCGUCUGGUGUCCCAAUAUCUUCUCCGGCUGACGUGAACGGAGUAGGGAUAAGAAGUGAAGGUUUAGGGAAGCGGGGCGUGACUGCAGGUGUCUGUCGCAUCUGCACCUGGACAGCGUGUAUGUCUGGAACCGUUCUUCUUCGAGGACGGCUCGAGUGAGAGCGGGACAUUCUCUCUUCAUCUCCUCCUUUGGCUGCUGCUGCCGCUGUAUCCCCUACGCAGCAUGUCGGCCCGUCCUCCAUCCACCGCUGCUGUUGGUGGAUUGAAGAGUCUGAGGUGGGAAGAAAAGGAGGAGAGUAUGUUCUCUCGCUUGGUAUGAAGUGGGGGAGCGAAGUGGGUGUGGUGGCUGGGGGUGGAUCUGAGGAAAGUAGGCGAGGAAGAGCGAGGGGCCAGAUGCCUGGAAGGAGAGCGAGAGAAGGGAGGGGGGAGGAUGAGCGAAUGAGAGACUGGAAUUGUAGAGAGGGGAGGAAAGUAGAGAAAGAUGAAGAAUGGAGAAAGAGGGAGUCAGAGAGUGAAGGGAAGACGAACGAGCUAGGGGAACAUUGCUGAGGAAAGCGGGGGGGGAGGGAAGGUUGGGAGCGACGCGCGAAAACGGAGAGGAUGGAGAUGAGGAACGGUGUUUGAACCUGGCAGAUGAAAGUGGAUAAGAGGAGAGGACGAGAGUAUUGGAGAGGAGGUGGUCGUGAGAGAGAAUUGCACAGCGCGAAAUCACUGACAGCCAAACCGGUGGUGCUGAGAGGAGAGAUCUUGAUCUCUCGGGACAUCAAUUAAAAUUGGAACGGUACACAGACAGAAAAUUAGCUUGGCCCCUGCUCAAGGAUGAAACGCAUAAAUCUACAAAUGAGAUCUUGCAGCGCAUGGAAAUGGCGGGAACAUGUGUAUCCGGACGGGAGAGAGAGAGAGAGAGGUUACUGAAAUGUUGAAGGAAGGCACAUAAAUCUACAAAUGAGAUCUU